CCGUUCAUCAAACUGCAGCAUCGUGCUCGCUUGUAGUAGCAUGUUGUACUGCUGCAGUAGCAGCGGCAGAAAUGGUUGUCCUUCUGCGCAAGCCUUCGUCGCCUCGCCAACAACGCACGAACGAUCUGCUCCCGCGCUAGCUUUCCGUGGGCGUGGACGAGGAGGAUCAACCAACUGGGCCGCGGAGAUGGCGUUCCCUGCGGGGAGGCUUUGGUGCUUCAACACCGCGCUGGCCUUCACGCGACAACAAAUGAUCGACAUGGGCCUCGUGCCGCCAGAGGCGUCCGAGCAGGAGGCACAAGACCUGCUACCAUCGCGCCCCCCCUCCACGGAGGAGGAGGAGGGCGCAGGAGGUCAUCCGGCGGCAAUAGCCGAUGACGCCGAGGAGCCGGCAGAGGCUGUAGGCCUGAUCGGGCACUUCGAGGCCUCGCGCCUCUUGGUCCAGAAGGGCAAGGAGGGGACUUUCGUGGGAUCGUUGGACAUGAGCAUGACGGAGCGGGAGCUCGUCUCGACGGAGGAGGGUGUCGGUGAGGGCAGGUAG
Molecule: messenger RNA, 541 nt
Organism: Ectocarpus sp. CCAP 1310/34
Lineage: Eukaryota; Phaeophyceae; Ectocarpales; Ectocarpaceae
Source: the annotation of a GenBank genome assembly